AUGGCUAUGCGCAAGCGUCUAAAUUGGAAGCUUCACGCCUUGCUGGCAGUGUGCUGGUGUUUGCUUGCGUCUGCGAUCGAGGCCCAAACGAUCGACGGGACGACGGACGUUUCCGAUUCCUUUGACGAGCAGGCUGGUCAGUCUAACGACACAGAUCCACCGGAAGAUGGCAGCAGUUUUCUCGAGCAAUAUGAGCAGGGUGUACAGGCGUACCUUUCGAACGAAUGGGAGGACUGCGUGUACUUUCUGGAGCGAGCGCUUGAGGGCUACCGGACGUAUUACGAGUCGGUGGCAAACUGUCGGAUCGAGUGCGAGUACGCAGCCCGGGACGUGAAACACCGGGGUGACUUCCUGCACGGUACCAACGUGGACAACUUGCAGCACUACGAGCUGAUCUUGCGGCGGACGCUCUGUUUGUCGAAAUGCGCACGCAAGUACGCGAUCUACCGGUACCUGCCCUUCAGCGAGGACUUCGAUGGCCACUACAUGGACAUCUUCCAGGAGCUGAAGACUUACCCGUAUCUGUACGCAUGCUACGUGAAGUCAAACCGGGUCACUCUGGCGGCGUCGGCCUCGUACACCUACUUGGUGAGGUUCCCCGAGGAUGCGAUGAUGAAGAAAAACUUCGAACAAGCCAUCGACUUGCCCGGUAUCGAUCGGGACGAGAUUCACGAUUUAGAGGAAAAGAAAUUUGUGAAUCUGCUCAUCGGUGGGAUCGUCGACGAGCAGGAAAAGAAAUGGGAACUCGCGAUCGAGCAGCUCGAGCGCUCGGUGAUGCAGUUCAUCUUCGACGAAAACCAAUGUCGGGCGUUCUGCGAGGGAGAAUUCGAUCACGGGUUCCUGCCCGACUUCAUUACCGCGAUCGGAAAUCAUUUUACGAACGCGUUGUACUGCAAACGGAACUGCACCACAAACAUGGGCAUGGUGCGAGGGAAGUACUACGAAAGUUUGUUCCCGCGGCACUAUCGACACCUGCAGAGCGCUUAUUACCAUAUCCAGAAGUACGAAGAAUCCUACCGAGCGGGGAUGAGCUAUCUGCUCUUCCACGCGGACGAUCUCGAAAUGCCGGAAGCGCUAAAACUAAUAGAAGCAGAGGCAACGGGCAACGUGACGGCGAUCUUCUUUAAACCUCGACGGGAAGCGAUCGAGUACAACGAUCGGAUGCUUUACGAGGAGAAGCUGGUGAGCUUUAUAAAGCAAGAGUUUGAUCAAUUUGUGGAAGACGGUUCUGGAUCCGAUAGCGAUGAAUACCUAAUGGACGAUGGAUCUGGGCUGGAGGAACGAGAUACUACAAUGUUCGGUGAAGCAGACGAAGAGAAGAUCAGUGAAUCCGGGCAGGACUCUCAAGCAGUGGAAGACGAAAGCAACGAACUAUACCCAAAUGAAUCGACCGGCUACAGCGAUCACGACGAGUUGUAGCAUGUGAUUGGGAAAUAGCGAAGAAUCUAAACAGUGCCAUAACGAUAUCGCUUCGCUUCGAUCAUCCGCUAACUGAUGAAUUUCUCUGCAAAGUUCUUAAGAAAUUUUUCAUGCAACACAGCUCACAAA
Messenger RNA from Anopheles nili, 1548 nucleotides. RefSeq names its product cartilage-associated protein-like. Gene Ontology annotation, biological process: collagen fibril organization. The transcript has 6 exons. Gene Ontology annotation, molecular function: collagen binding. Gene Ontology annotation, cellular component: endoplasmic reticulum. Bases 1 to 1419 code for a protein of 472 amino acids. Lineage: Eukaryota; Metazoa; Arthropoda; Insecta; Diptera; Culicidae. The record is from RefSeq and is a predicted model, not a curated record.